GCACAUAUAAAAGCAGCUUUGGAUACUCGGCGGUUUGCAGAUACUUUUUUGGUACCUACGAGGACGAACGAGAAACGGUUAGGUUUAGUUGCAGCGUGGAAGAAAUCGAAAGAAGUUUUGGGUUUUUGUGCUUUUUAUUGUUGUGUGCAUUUUGUGGGAGAAUACGAAAGUGAGUGGUAUUUUCUAUACAUACAUACACUCAUACAUGCAUAUAUCACUAGAAAUAGAAAUUGGAAAUUAAAAUCUGAAUUAAAAUUAAAAUAUAAAGCUUUCAACCAGGAAGGAAUCAAAAAAGUGAAAUGAAUUUCGCAAUACGCUUGACUGCCCUAUUGGGCCUCAUUAGCAGUGUGUUUGUGAUAGUGAAUACCCAGCAACAGAACGUUGAUCCCGCUUAUCUCCGUCAAUACUACCAACAGUUACAGCAGCAGCAACACCAAAAACAAGGCGGCGACGCCACGCCAAUUUAUGAACAAAAUUCGGAGCAAUCACAGCAAUAUGUAGCGCAAGGCCAGCAGUACCACCUUAAGGAUACCGUGCGCGAGCAGGUCCAGGCACAACAACAGCACCAACACCAAGGUGGCGGUUAUGUGGCACCCGUGGCACGAGAUUACGCACAACAUCAGCCACAAGUCCAACAGGUGCAAUACCAGCAGCAACAAUAUCGUCCCCAGCCGCAGGCCGUUAGCCCACCGCGUCACUCACAGCCCCAGUAUCAACCACAGAAGGCCAAAUUGCAGCAACAGCGCCCACAACAACAAAUUGAUGAGGAAGAGUACGAUGAUCAAAACUCUUCUUACCAAUUUGGCUUCGAUGUAAAAGAUGACGAGUUCACCAACUAUCAGAAUCGCAAGGAGAUACGUGAUGGUUCCGUGAUCAAAGGCAGCUAUUCGGUGGUAGAUUCAGAUGGGUUCAUACGCACCGUUAAAUACACAGCCGACCCGAAAGAGGGCUUCAAAGCCGAAGUGAUUCGGGAACCCACCGAUAUUGUUGUGAAAAUACCAACACCAGCUCCUCAGCAGUUAGUGCGCCAAACUCACAAAUCUCAAGACUACGCGCUAAAGCCCUCGCAGCAAUACCAUCAACCCCAGCAGCAGCAGUAUCAUCACCCACAGCAAUACCAGCAAUAGAUAAGAGUUUGAGGGGAACGCUAAGAGGAACUGAGAAGACAAAAACUGUUGCACGCAGAUAUGCAUAAAGUCGAUUUUGGUAGUCCAUUUGACUAUAUUGCGGCGACGAUCCGGAUGCGACCUCUACAAGUUGUGUUCGGUGCGAUAAUAAUAUAUAUUUUCAUUUUUCAUCAUAGGUUAUAUAUUUAAAUCAUCCUUUGCUCCAACAUUAUACAAAUGCACGAGAUGUAAAUUCAAAUGCAUAUAGAAUUUUUU
Molecule: messenger RNA, 1382 nt
Organism: Anastrepha obliqua
Lineage: Eukaryota; Metazoa; Arthropoda; Insecta; Diptera; Tephritidae
Gene: Cpr66D
Product: putative cyclin-dependent serine/threonine-protein kinase DDB_G0272797/DDB_G0274007
Exons: 3
Coding region: 300-1127 (275 amino acids)
Cellular component (GO): extracellular matrix
Source: RefSeq, a predicted model, not a curated record